Messenger RNA from Hevea brasiliensis (rubber tree), 983 nucleotides. Its product is annotated as NDR1/HIN1-like protein 26. The transcript has a single exon. The record is from RefSeq and is a predicted model, not a curated record. The coding region runs from base 160 to 870 and encodes 236 amino acids. Gene Ontology annotation, biological process: defense response to other organism. NCBI's taxonomy places the organism in Eukaryota, Viridiplantae, Streptophyta, Magnoliopsida, Malpighiales, Euphorbiaceae.
CCUAUUUGAUUAUACAAAAGUAUUAUAUAAACAUAUAUAAGGAUAACCCAUUUGAUUGAACAACACUAUUGUUCUUUUCUUCUCCAUGAAGAACAAAACAUCAUACACAUUCCUUAACUUCCCUUUUCUCUUUUCCACCCACGUUCACUAUUUAAACAAAUGCCAGGAAAGCUUCUAUUCACAGAUAUUUCUCUGGAAAUGAACAACUUCGAAAGAUUCCCUGUUCGCACCGGCCAGGAACCUCCGGCCAUAAAGCGCCACCACACCCCUCGCUACUAUGCUCACCGAGUCCGUGAAAGCCUCACCACCCGCGUCUCCAAGCUUAUAUGUGCUAUUUUCUUGAUCAUUCUUCUAGUCGUUGGCAUUGUUUUUUUCAUUCUAUGGCUUAGCUUACGCCCGCAUCGGCCUCGGAUCUUCAUCCAGGAUUUUUCUGUUCCAGGUUUGGGUCAACCCAACGGGUUUGAGAAUGCCCUGAUAACCUUCAAUGUAACGGCCCGGAAUUCGAACCAGCACAUCGGAUUUCAUUACGAUAACGUGGAAGGUUCGGUUUACUACAAGGAUCAACGGAUCGGGUAUAUUCCGUUGUUGGACCCGUUUUAUCAAGAGCCCAAGAAUACUACGAUUAUGUAUGGAGUCUUAAGUGGGGCCACCCUGACGGUGAAUAGCCAGCGUUGGAUGGAGUUCUUGAAUGAUCGCACGCAAGGGACGGUGAUCUUUCGUUUAGAUAUAACAUCGAACAUUCAAUUUAAGGUGUCCACGUGGGAUAGCAAGCGCCAUCGGAUGCACGCCAGCUGUGCUGUCGGUGUGGGCACGGACGGCUCGAUCUUGGCUAGUUACAGGAAUAAAAGGUGUCCAGUGUAUUUCACUUGAUAGACUUCAUGCACCUUAAAAUGUAUAUUGUUAUGAAGUUCUAAUUUCCAUGUAAUUUCAGCUUAAUUUGGUAUUAUUUAGCAUUCUAAUUGUGGGCUAUCAUUUUUUCUCUA